This is a messenger RNA of Elaeis guineensis (African oil palm), 1134 nucleotides long. The record is from RefSeq and is a predicted model, not a curated record. Lineage: Eukaryota; Viridiplantae; Streptophyta; Magnoliopsida; Arecales; Arecaceae.
CCCAGAUCAGGAACAGUCACCAAGGAUCUUGUUUAGUGAAACUAAACAUUUCUUUUCCUAAAUAUUAGAUUAACAAUAGCAGAAUGCAGCUGUCUCUGGGAGUGAAGUAUUCCAAGGGAAGAAUGCAGAGCAUUUUGUCACAUGGCUAGCUUUUGAGAAGCUUGAAUUAUUGCAAAUAGAUAAAUGAGGCGGAUGCAGAUAGAAAAGAAAGGAUCAUGCGUUAUGGUGUUGACACAACUUUGCAUCAUGAAGCGCUAAUUUGCAAGGAUGGGGACUGCUGGAAUUUGGUAGAUCCACCAGGAGCAAUGAUGAACCCAAAGAAGACAUCUGUGCCCACCUAAAAAAACUUAGCAAUCAAAUAGCUCAGAGUAGUGAUUUUCCUCGGAGAGAGAUCUGUGCACCUCCACCUUCACAUCCACAAGUUCUUUGAUGGAUGUCUAAGGUUGGCCUACCGGCCCAAGUACACUGAUUUCAAUCGGCCACUUGGUGGAUCCAUGAGAUCUCAAUUCCAUGAUCCCUGAUAUCCUUUCCCAUACUAGCUACAAUGAUCUGGAUACUUGGCGGUUCCGGGAGGAGAAGCUCACCAACUGUGCUGCCAAUGCAGGCCCAAUGGCUUUCAAUGCUGGUGUCCAAGAGCUGGAGCUGACUGUUGAGAUAUAUAUAUCCGCAACAUGGCUCGGCGGCUGCUCAAGGAGGAGCAGGAGAUGGUUGAGGUGGUGAGAUAUAUUUCUGAAGAAGGAAUUGGAGCAGGGGACUUUGGUGGUGUGCCGGCAUCGGACACUCCGAUCAAGGAGCUGGAGGUGGUGAAGUAUGAUGGUGUUGUAGGUGAGUUUCAAGAGAAUGAGUGCUCGAUAUGCUUGGAGGAGUUUGAGUUCGAGAUGGAAGUGAUUCAAUUGCCUUGCAAGCAUAUCUUCCAUGGUGGCUGCCUCACUCAGUGGCUGGAGAACAGUCAUCUUUGCCCUCUCUGCCGUUAUGAGUUGUGCUUUUAGUGCAAGUGUAAUAGGAAGGUGCUGGUCUAAAUUUUCUGUCAUUUUGUUGUUUUGUUCAAAAGGUUGGAUGUUUUGUCUGUUAGAUGUGGCUGGACUUGGAUUUUGAUUACAGGAUAGCUUUUAUGUCUCAAGUUCAUAAAAAUAU